AUGUCGGCCAGUUUCCCCGUCCCAGCUCCCGGUCCUUUCAAUGCACAGUCACCUGCCUUCCCACAAGGAGGCUUCGCUUUUCCAGCUGAGGCAUACCAACAGGGUUUUACCACCACCAAUCCAUACCCUACAGCAAAUGGUGCUCAUCCUUCUAAUCCAAUGUUCGAUGCGAAACAAAUGAACGGGUACGGUUUUGGGACCGCCCAAGGUCCCAUGGGAGCGCCAAUGAUGUCGCCGACCACAAAUGUUCCUACACCGUUUGGAACGCAUCCGAUGCGUCAUUUUCCACAACCAGCCAUGCCAAAAUGUGGACAAAUGCGGCAGCGUAUGCCUCAACAUAUAGGAAAUAUGAUGGCAAUGAACGGUCAGAUGCACAUGAUGCCGAAUAAUCAGCAACCACCGAUGUCGCAACAGCAGCAGCAGCAACAACAACAACAACAACAACAACAGCAGCAGCAGCAACACCAGCACCAACAACAGCAACAACACCAACAACACCAACAACAACAACAACAACUUGCUGCUCAACAACAGCAGCAACAACAACAACUUGCUGCUCAACAAGGAAUGUCCCAUCCAGCGUCCAAUGGUCAACAGAUGCCUCCACCAACACAGUCGCCAAGUCAAUCUGCUCUACUGUCAUCAAGUCCGAUGCAGGCAAACAAACCAAGUCCAGGAUCGAAUAGGAAUAUUUUCCCUCCUAACUCUAUGAGACCACCAUCGAACGGUAGCGGUCAUCUGAAAUCUGAACCAUCACCAGCAAGUGUACAACAGACUACCUCCAGUGAUCAGAUGUCAAUGAAUUCUGGAGUGUCCGCUAGUACAACCCUAAGUCCUACGUCAUGUUCAAUGUUUGGUGCGAAUUCACAAGGUGGUGGUGUUGUUGGUGGACAACCGCCGGAUCAAGGACCACCACAACCACCCAAUACGAAUACUCCAUUCCCACUUGUUACACAUUACGAUAUGCCUCCAGCGUUUUUACAUUUACAAGAGUCAUUCCAGAUGAGGAAUCCAGCCCUUCAAAUGUAUUACAAACGUCGGAAAACAUUAUUAGUCCUGCCUUAUCCCAAUGCUCCUAAUCUUUCGAACAUAGCUCCUGUGGAACCUCCAACUUUUGCCUUUCUACCACAUACGAAACAUUAUGAUGUGACGUAUGAUCGACGAUAUCCGAUGAAUCCGAUGUCACAAGGUCAACCACCGAUGCAUAGCCGACAACCAGUGCCAAGUCCUCAAGUGAUGUCACCUGCAUUCCAACAGCCGCAACCACCGAAUAAGCCUAAAGCACCUCCUGUAAAGAAAGCGCGAAGUGAUUCUACUGAUGGUGGUUUCCCAGGGAUGCCAUCGAAUAGCGGGAUGAUGAUGGCUCCAGGAUGUCUACCUCGACCAAUGCAAUUACCACCGGAAAUGUCUCAUUAUGGUGGUGUACCAACAUCACAAAUGGGAAUGAAUCCUGCUGCUGCUGGUAUGCAGUGUUAUCCAGGAGCUUCUCCAAGCGCUGUACCUACUAGUUCGACAUCAUCGGGUGGUAAUACAACUCCUAUGACUAUGCAUAAUGGGAUGUAUCAUAUGGGAGUUCCACAUAAUCCACAAUCCAUGAAUCCAAUGGGUAUGCCACAACAGAUGAACGAUAAUCGAUCACAACAUGUUCCUGUAUCUGGCGUCUACCCAAAUAUGUCAAAUGGACAAAUGUCAACGAAUGAUCAACAACCCAUGAGCAGCCCAAGGAAUCAGAUGAGCCAGCCUCCUUAUCAACAACCAGGAAACCAGUUCGAUAUAUCCCCUCAAUGUCCAAAGUGCUUAUGUCUAGUGUCGCCAACAAAUCGUUCUGUACAGUGUAAUGGUCCAUGCAUGCGUUUAUUUCAUCAGAAUUGCACUGGUUUACUCCCUCGAGCAUUUGCUCUGUUAGAAGAGGAUCCAAGUGCAAAGUGGGUAUGUGGUGCGUGUGAAUCUUCGGUCCUAUGA
This is a messenger RNA of Necator americanus (New World hookworm), 1962 nucleotides long. RefSeq lists its product as uncharacterized. The record is from RefSeq and is a predicted model, not a curated record. The transcript has 13 exons. Lineage: Eukaryota; Metazoa; Nematoda; Chromadorea; Rhabditida; Ancylostomatidae. The coding region runs from base 1 to 1962 and encodes 653 amino acids.